AUGAGUUCUUCCAUGGACAGCGUACCCGGCUCGUCGAGCUACAUUCGUCACUCGGCGCCGUUUUACGUCUCCGGCUCGACAGGCACCUCGACUCGAAACCGCAUCAACGCCAGCCUAGGCAAGCAGCAUUUCUCGCUCGCCGAGGCCUCACCCUCCUCUUCCUCAAGCAGGGCCCUUUUCGACGCGGUACCGCGCAAUGCAGAAUUCGAUUCACUCAAGCCCAUCCUCGCUCGCCUUCCACUCGAGUUCGACGAUGAUGACGACGACGACGAUUCGGAAGAGGCGGCCAGCGAGCUUGACUAUGUAGUCAAGAGCGGCACCAAUGUGCUCUACACCCGUUCCCGGCUCCCCUUUCUCGACUCGACCAGCAUCGAUCUCUGGCGCGCUCUACACCACUUUCGCCCCCUAACGGCCGACUAUGCAUCGGGCUACCUUGACUCCGCACCUCACCCUCUUACUACUAGCUCCUCGUUGGACUCUUGCCCAGCAUUCCUCUCCGCCUCCACCCGCGCGCUCUCGCACCUGCGCACCUCUUUCAACUGGUCCCUCCUCCCCGCCUUGCCGUCCUCUUCGAAGCAGAGCUGGUACGGCGUACUCUUUCUCUCACAGCGCAAACUCGGCUCGGAAUCCAGCUCGUUCUACGAAGCGGACCGGUUGGCGCACGAGGAAGCGACAAGAUCGGGCGGCCUGAUCAUGUACUGGUACGGCGCACCGAAUGCGAGCACAGGCGCCAAUCUUGCCACGUGCAUUUGGACCAGUAGGACAGCCGCACUGCAGGCGUCCAAGCUACCGCUGCACCACAAGGCAGCAAGGUUCGCUGCGCCGAGCUACGAGAGGUACGAUUUGAUCCGGUACAAGGUCGUCAAGUAUGCUAGGGAGUCGAGGGUGAGAAUCGAAGCGUGGACCGCGGAGGACGAUCGCGUUGAGCAAGAGGAGUUGUAG
Kalmanozyma brasiliensis GHG001 is the source of this 942-nucleotide messenger RNA. RefSeq lists its product as uncharacterized. Lineage: Eukaryota; Fungi; Basidiomycota; Ustilaginomycetes; Ustilaginales. The record is from RefSeq and is a predicted model, not a curated record. Bases 1 to 942 code for a protein of 313 amino acids. The transcript has a single exon.